Molecule: messenger RNA, 2000 nt
Organism: Solanum pennellii
Lineage: Eukaryota; Viridiplantae; Streptophyta; Magnoliopsida; Solanales; Solanaceae
Exons: 3
Coding region: 311-1747 (478 amino acids)
Source: RefSeq, a predicted model, not a curated record
ACAAAUAGAAAAGAACAACAAAGUUUCAAGAAAGAACAAAUAUUGGUCCUUUAUGAAAGUUGACCAUACACCUCUGAUGACCAAAGUUGGUGGAGCCAAAAUAACUGCGAUCUUCCUAAGAUGACCUUUAUCCAGACACAUUGGAGUCACUCCAAGUUUAGCUUCAAUUGGAACUUAUACCACUGUUAGAACGAACGGUCCAUCUCAAAGUUUGUCCAAUGAAACAAAUUAGGUGACACUACUACAACUAACCCGAGCCUCGAUCAAAAAGAUCUAAUCUUUAAGAAACUGAGUAGAGGUAUUUCACAGUAUGUCAGGCAAUGACCCUCCGCCAUGGUCACAUAUACGUGGUCGUGGAGGAAGAAGUCGAGGAAGGGGAAGAUCAUCCUCUUCACAAUCUACAAGGUCGUCAUACGACUCCUCUUUCCCAAUUAUACAACAUGAAAACAAAACCUUGAUUAAAUCAAAGGUUGGAGAAGCUUCUUCAUCAGCUUCAUCUUCAAUAAAUCUUAAGGAUAUUCCUAAAGAUAGUUCAUUAUAUGAACAGAUUCAAGCAUAUUUACAGACAAAAGAGCAAAGUUAUACUUAUGCUUCUUUAGCCAAAGAAACUGAACCAGCCAGUAUUCCGGAAGAAACGGCAAAAAAAGAAAUUAUAUUUCUUUUAGAGAACUCUGAUAUUCAGAGAAGUAAUGAACCUUGGAAUAUACUCCAAAGGUAUCUUACAAAGGGACUAUACUUCCCUGGCGAGGCUUAUAAAUCUCGGACCUAUUAUGAAUCUAUUCUGAGUUAUACUGGAAGUGCAGAAUUUCAACACUUCUCCGAUUUUGAUAAGAGUGUUUAUAACUUCUCCAAAAUCACAAUUAAGCAGAUUAUAUCAGCUGAUGAUUGGGGAAUUUCCACUUUACAGGAAAGGCAAGUUUCUGUGAACGGUGUAAAUAUGAAUUUUACAUAUUGGAAUUAUAUCCAAGCCUUUCACAAAGUCUUUUAUUAUAAUAACAGCAAAUUAAAGCACACUUGGUUUAUAAAAAUAUUUGCUAAAGUUUUUGCAAAAAAUUUACCAAAUUGGUUUUUAAAUUGGUGGUCUAUGCAUGGACCAACAGUAAAAAUUUUGCCUGAUAAUUUUCUUAUUUUAUACAAGGAAUGGGCGAAAGUCUCCCCGUUUAUAACAAAUCUAUUUUUACAAGAUCAUGUCUCAUGUAUUGAGAAAAUUGAUCAAAUGUACUUUUUUAUAGAAUUUUCUAUUUCAUGGAUCCAUAAAUGGACUCCGGAGGUGGGUUAUACCCCUAUUGAAAAUAUCCCCUGUUUAUAUAGAAAAUAUUUUACAAAUUUUUGGGAUAAAUUAAACCGUAAAGAUCCAGCAACAGGUCAAUUAUAUGGACAAGAACUACUGGACCAAGUCACCAGCACUAUAAAGAUUUAUCAAGACUUCCCUCAAAAGGAUAUCUCUGCCGGAAGUUCAAUGAAAAAUAUCGCCAGAAGAAUUUCCAUUCAAGAUGGAAAUAAGGAAGAAAUGAUAAACAACUACCUGGCCGAAAUUAAAAAGAACUUAUUAACAAAUAUAGCAGUGUUUGACAAAUCAGACACUUCUAUGAGAAGUGGACAAAGUGAUACAGCUGAUGGGCAAUCGGUAGAUCAAAAUAUGGAGCUAUCAGAAGGACAAUUACAAAAAGUGGAAGAUUUCCUGGCGUCCAUGAAGGAGAAAGAUAGCACAAUAAAGAAAAAUCUGAAAGGAAAAGAUAAGAUUUAAAAUCGUAUCAAAAAUUUUAUCUUCACAGAAUUCAAGAUUCGAAAUCUUAUCAGAAAUCUUAUCUUGAAUAAAAAUAGUGUUUAAAACAGUAUGUAGGGCCCAUAUGAGGACCCCACUUUGUUUUUUUUUUCCUAUAUAAGAAGCCUCAUUCAGAGGCAUAAGAAAUGUUUCAGAAUAUAAGUUUUAGUUUCUCUCUCUUCUCUCUCUUGUAAAAAUUCUUUUGUGAACAAUAAUAUAAUCGCUUUGGUUUGAA